Schistocerca gregaria is the source of this 4519-nucleotide messenger RNA. RefSeq names its product fibronectin type 3 and ankyrin repeat domains protein 1-like. Bases 289 to 864 code for a protein of 191 amino acids. Lineage: Eukaryota; Metazoa; Arthropoda; Insecta; Orthoptera; Acrididae. The record is from RefSeq and is a predicted model, not a curated record. The transcript is spliced from 5 exons. Gene Ontology annotation, molecular function: protein binding.
GACUGUGACAACUUUUGUUGUCGUAAACAUUUUGACGGUUACUUGUUAUUGUAAUUCAGUCUUUGGCUGACGAAGUAACUAUUGGAAUAGUGGCGUUGUAUUUGCAUUUGAUUGUGUAUAAUAUUUUAGUACAUGUAUUGCUUCUAGUGACUUUAGCCUGGAGCACAAAAAGUAUAUGGUACUAUAGAAGCAGGGUGUGGUGCUUGAAUUCGUGAAAAUUGACACUGCUGCGAUGAACAGCAAAUUAAGUUCAAGGUUUCUUUAAAGUUGGAGACCGAAAAUCUGCUAAUGGAACUGAAGAAGAACGCAAACAGCAAAAGGGAGGUGCCUCAAAGGAAUGCAACAGGAGAACUGAUCCUAGCUGUGAAGCGUGGGAGGGUGAAGUACGUGCAAGAACUGUUGGCAGCUGGAGCAAAGAUCACAGUGCGGGACAGGAAGGGGAACACAGCCCUGCACUGGGCGGCACAACAGGGAAAUGAGGAGAGUGCCAGGUAUCUGCUGCAAGCCGGGGCCAACAUGGAGGCUGUCGACAGCUGGUGGCGGCAGACGCCAUUGCACAGGGCUGCAGAGUGGGGCCACGAGGCAGUGGCGAAGAUGUUGCUGAUUGCCGGUGCUGACCCCGACAUCUGCGACGGGGAUGGGAGGACGUCACUACACUUGGCGGCUUUAGGUGGCCACGUGGGGAUGGUGACAGUGCUGCUGGCAGCGAGUGCGGACCGUGGCAUCAAGGACUCUGGAGGGAGGAUGCCUGUAGACAUGGUCAGGGAGAAGGACAGGGAGCAGCUGUUGCCCCUACUCAGAUGUUGCGGUAUUGGCUUGAAUGCACCCACAAGUGAACUUCUGGAGAAGAAAAUCCAGUGGUAGGCGCUGGAGUACUUCUGCCUCAGCAUCCUGUGUUCCUCAAGCUGCCCUAUGCCAGACAAGCCGGAUCCACGUGCAACACCUGCAGCAACAUUUUUCAGGUGGACAUGACGUCGAAUGAAACUUUCCUAUCACAAUAAAGUUGCCCGGCCGAGUGUAUCUGGGCCAGCCCAGCUGAGAUUACUUGCACUGUGGAUGAGCUUCUCAUCAGCUGGAUUGAGGCCUGUCCUGUGCUGAUAUCAGUACAGGCUUCUGAUGUGAUCACCAACAGCAUCGCGCCAUGCCUCCGCUUCAGUUUGGACUCCAGCCAGAGCACUGAAGGGGCCUCGGUGCCAGUUGCCUCCUCAAAGUGCACCAUCUAUAAGAUGUACCAUAGAUAUGCUAUUUCCUGCCAGCCUCGUACUCUCAGUUGUGGAACGACAUUCAUUCCUGUGGAGGUGCUCCACACCAGUGGGGCCCUAACCCUCCAUUGUCUCAGGUGGUCACAGGUCACACCAGGUCUGGGUCACCACUGUCAGUACAAGUACUGGCUGCUAGUCCACACCAGCUGAGGUGACACUACCCACUCAGCAAGUCUGCUCCGACCAGCUGCCACCACCACCACUACCGACAUCGCAUUCUGCUCCCAACGUGGCCGGCAUUGCAGUCUACCACUAGUGGUUCUGGACUGCAGCCACUCUCAGGCUCCGAUGUAUAGAAUGUGUAGUCAAGAAAGCUGUUUAUGGUCUGAGAGCAUUCUCUGGUCUUGCUGUCGCCAUAGACCCAUCUUUACUCUCUCUCCAAGAUCACCUGCGUUCAACAUCCUGAUGGUCAGGUGGCCUUCCUGCUGUCACUGUAUGACUACGUAGUGGUCAGCAACCCAGGCAUUCUGGCAUCAGAAAUUCUGCUGGAAACCGGUGAGCAACAUCGUACGGCAUCAAUCUAUGAUGACACUUCGUCCAGUGAGUAGCAGCGUGUGUGUUUUAUGAAUGCAUGUGGUUCUUGUAUCCUUUGUUCCUCAAGUUUGUCCUCAUUCCUGUUUCUUAUUAUUUCUGGCAUAGUUUCUGGUUGCAUCGGCGACCCAGAUGGGGGCUAACAGUUGCAGUUCUCAUGCAGUCCCUUCUCUCUGAACUGGAGUCCUUCCCUUUACCACCUCUACUUGUGAACCGUUCACGUACGCCUCCAUGGUGUACGCCUUGGCUGCAAUUUCGUCUGGACCUUUUGCACGCCCUAAGGACUCUGUUAACCCCACUGCUCUCCGCUGUCACUUCCUCUCAAUUCUUUACAUGUUCCAGGGCUCUGAAGUGGUUCACACUGACGGCGCAAUGGCUGAUGGUCACGUAGGCUUCACAUAUUUUCAUGGAGGACUUACUGAGCAGCACUCCUUGCCAGUUGGCUGCAGUGUUUCCACUGCAGAGCUGGCAGCCAAAUCUCAUGCUCUUGAGUACAUCCGCGAGUCAUUUCUCCUGUGUACUGACUCAUUGAGCAGCCUACAAGCUAUCGACCAUUGCUACCCUCGCCGCCCUCUGGUAGUGUCCAUUCCAUGGUGUUUGUGUGGACCCCAGGACACGUUGGAAUCCCUGGCAACGAACUUGCCAACAGGCUGGCCAAACAGGCGAUGCAGAAACUACUUCUAGAGAUAGGCAUCUCCGAAGCUGAUGUGCAUUCUGUCUUACACCACAGGGUUUUCUGGUUUUGGGAGAUGGAAUGGCGUAACAGUACGCACAACAAAGUGCAUGCCAUUAAGGAGACUGUGAAUGUGUGGGAGUCUUUCAUGCAGGCCUCUUGCAGGGGAUCAGUUGUCCUCUGCCAGCUCCACGUUGGCCAUACGUGGCUAACCCAUGGUUACCUACUCUGUCGCGAGGACCCACCUCAGUGUUGCUGUAGCUCCCAAAUGACAUUCGUCCACCUCUUGCUUGACUGCCCACUUUUAGCCACUCUGCGGCAGACUUUUAACUUUCCCAGCACCACGCCUUUGGUGUUGGGUAACAAUGCCUCCACAGCAGCUUCAGUUUUCCGUUUUAUCCAUGAGAGUGGGUUUUAUACCUCUAUGUAGGUUUUAGUGCAUGUCAUUUGUCCUCUGUGUCCUCCAGCCUAGUGCUUUCAGGGUGAAAGUUUUAAUGUGUUACGGAGUGGCUGGCUUUCCUUUUUUAUUCUCGUGGUUGGCCAGCCAUUGUAAUCUGCUUUCAUGUUUUACUCUCUUCUGUGUCUAGUGUCUCUGUGUUGUUUUGUUGUCCUCUUUUGUUCCUUUUAGUGUUUAUUGCCUUCCCUUCAUUCUUGUGGCUUUUCCUUUCUUUCUGUUUUGUGUUAUAUGUCUUGUCCAUUUUAUUUUCACACUUGUGACAUUGUUUUAUUAGGAACAAGGGACCGAUGACCUCGUAGUUUGGUCUCUUCUCCCGCCUCUAAACCAACCAACCCAAAAUUAUUGUUAUGGAUAAUGGUCCACAGUUUACUUCAACCAAGUUUAAGCAAUUCGUUACUGCAAAUGGGAGAUUGCCCUCAUCCACACCGCCCCAUCUCACCCUGCGUCAGACUGCCAGGCAGAACAUUUUGUUUGGACCUUCAAGAUCCAGUGGGAUAAGCUGCUUUGUCAUCGCCCACUGGAGGAGACCGUGCUACUUUUUUUGGCCACAUAGUGCUCCACCGUGCAUGCCAGUAAAAGUCCACCAGAGAUACUUCACGGUCGACCAUUUUGCUCUCCCUUAUCUGCCCUUGUCCCCUAGACUCCUCAUCCUCCAACCCACACUCCAGCGCUUUCCUUCCAGGUUGGGCAGGAGGUCUGGGCACAGAUCUUCUAUCAUCCACAGGUGCACUUGGCACCUGCCAUUGUCAUCAAACUCUGCAGCUGGACGAUGGCAUCUCUCUGGUGGGUCGAUGGUCCCACCACCUGCCAGCACCUCAACCAGCUCUGCUCCCAUCUGGUUGACCAUGACACCCCUGGGGAGCUGUGAGAUUCCAGUGCCUGUCGAUGGCCGCCCUGUAACGGAACUUCCGCUUCUGCCUCAGCCUCUGCCUCCACUGCCAGCUGCCCCUGCUGCGGUGCCCUCCAGCCCCUGACAGCCACAAACCUACGGACGUCGACCACCACAUCCCCACUCCUGUGGACAUUUGUGGUGCUGUGCAUUAUUUUUCCAGAGGGAGAAAUGUCGCAACGGCCCCUUAUCAGUUACGAGGGUCCGCACAACAGACAAGCAAGGUAGGCUGCCGACCUUCCUUCAAGAGCUCAUAUCAAAACAUCACCAGUGAAUGUGAACAUCAACAGACCUUCUGCAUAAACACAGCACUACUUCAUGAAAAGCCAUGUGUCAGAGAUCCACCUAUUGGAACUAAUGUGACUAAGUGUAGCACUCUGCAGAAUUAGUGUUAUGAGUAUACCAGCAGAGUCAGAUCGGCAGAGUUUACCUACAAUUGGGACAGCUCCGGCCAAUACCUACACCGGCUCUAGCCUGGUAGUCACUCACCGUAGUCUUCUGUAGAAAUUUGUAUCUUGUUAGGCAUAAUGCCGCUUUGGAACAGUGUAGUGUAGCAUUUUGAUUGUUGUUAUUUCUUUUCAUUGUCUUGUAACUUUUAUCUGGUUUUUGCCACCACAAGAAUUAUUGUGUUUCAUGUUGUUCUUGAGUUUGGAAAUUAAUGUGCAUCAAGAAGGCGAUUUAGUUAAAUAAAGUGUGUUCAAACUUGA